Messenger RNA from Pestalotiopsis fici W106-1, 783 nucleotides. RefSeq lists its product as uncharacterized. Lineage: Eukaryota; Fungi; Ascomycota; Sordariomycetes; Amphisphaeriales; Sporocadaceae. Gene Ontology annotation, biological process: peptidyl-lysine dimethylation. The record is from RefSeq and is a predicted model, not a curated record. The coding region runs from base 1 to 783 and encodes 260 amino acids. Gene Ontology annotation, molecular function: protein-lysine N-methyltransferase activity. The transcript has a single exon.
AUGGAUGACGAUGAGCAGCUUGACACUGGUCUCUUCCAGGAGCCUGCCGACUAUGCGCCUCCCAAGCCGCCGACGCUGGCAAAACAUGUCAUGAAGUCGGGGCAGGAGGUGCCUAUCCACUUGGUCGGCUAUAACCUCCGCGAGGGUCACUACCUAUGGAAUGGCGCGCGUUACAUCUCGUAUUGGUUUGAGGACAAUGUCGAUGCAAUCCGGGGCAAGACGGUGUUCGAGCUCGGCGCCGGUGGCGGCCUGCCAGGCAUCGUAGCAGCUGUUCUAGGCGCCCGCAAGGUCGUCUGCACCGACUACCCGGAUGAGGAGCUGAUGGUCAUGAUCCGCAAGAACGCUGGCGAGAGCGCGGGGCAGAUCCCAGAGCCGCGCAGCCGGUUCGUGGCCGAGGGCUACGAGUGGGGAUGUGACCCGGCGCCGGUCCUGGCACACCUAGAGACGGCCGAGGAGCGGGCGGCGGGCUUUGACGUGUUGAUCCUGGCGGAUCUACUAUUCAAGCACCCGCAGCACGAGAACAUGAUCAAGACCAUUGAGAUGACGCUCAGCCGGCGGAGGGAGAGCAAGGCCCUCGUCUUCUUCACGAGUUACCGGCCCUGGCUACAGCAUGCCGACUUGGCCUUCUUCGACCGCGCCCGCGACCACGGCUUUGUCGUUGACAAAAUUUUUGAGCAGCGCCUCGAGAAGCCCAUGUUUGAGAAUGAUCCAGGUGAUCUCGAGGUUCAGAAGCUCUGCACCGGCUGGGAGAUUAAGUGGCCCGAAGACAAAUGUACGGCAUAG